UUCAGCUCAUUCUUCCUGCUGCAUAUGUAGAUCUGGUCAGGAUCAGCCCAAGAUCUAUGAUCCACUUCUUUUUUGUUCUUACAGACUUGGCUGGAACUUCUCAAGCCUAUAACAAAGCAGAUUAAAACAGUGGAUUGCUCCAUUCCUGUUUGGCUAGAGUAUUCAGAAAAGCUGAUCCCGCAGGCUGUGGAAAUGAAGAGAUUUGUAAAUGUUCCCGACAGACCUUUGAAACCAAACUUAUGAAGAUGUUGUGUUUUAAGAUCCUAAGGAGAUUCUUUUCAAAUUUAUGGUGAAAUUUUUCCCAGUGGAUCCGGGCCAUCUGAGAGAAGAGCUGACAAGAUAUAUGUUCACUCUCCAAAUCAAGAAGGACUUGUCCUGUGGAAGACUCCCCUGCAGCGAUAACAGUUCAGCCCUGAUGGUAUCGCACCUUUUGCAGUCUGCGCUGGGGGAUUUUCAUGAAGAAAUUGAUCAAAAGCACCUGGAAACGCACAAAUAUUUAUUAAACCAAGAGUAUUUGGCAAACAAGAUCAUGCAUUUCCACAAGAAACAUGUAGGCAACACCCCUGCUGAAUCAGAUGUGCACCUCUUGGACAUCGCUAGGACAUUAGAGAUGUAUGGCAUCAGACCCCAUGCAGCCAGCGAUGGGGAAGGGACCCAGAUCAAUUUGGCCGUCACUCACAUGGGAGUCCUGGUUUUGAGGGGGAAUACAAAGAUCAACACCUUCAACUGGUCCAAAAUCCGCAAGCUGAGUUUCAAACGGAAGCAUUUCCUGAUCAAACUCCACGCGAACAUGUCGGCCUUGCGCAAGGAUACCCUGGAGUUCACCAUGGCCGACCGAGACUCGUGUAAGGCCUUCUGGAAGACCUGCGUGGAGUACCACACUUUCUUCCGACUCUCUGAGGAGCCAAAGUCAAAGCCCAAACCCUUUCUGUGCAGCAAGGGCUCGAGCUUCCGAUACAGUGGAAGAACCCAGCGGCAGCUGCUGGAACAUGCAACGAAAGGGAAGCUGAAGAGCCUGCCAUUUGAGAGGAAACGUUAUCCCUCUCGAUAUGAGAGACAGUGCCGGUCGUCACCAGACCUUCUUACAGAUGUUUCCAAACAAAUGGAAGACUUGCGGCUAGUUUAUGGCACCUUAGGAGGCUACCACGGUGCCAAUGGAGUCCACACCUCUGAGCCUCUGCUAGACAGUAGGCGGAGGAACUCUGCAGUGGAAGUGAUAUUUGCGGAUGAGUUGGAGCGGUCCAAGCCAGAAGCCGACCCGACGCUGCUGCCUCAUUCCCAGAGCAGCUCUACCUUCUCACUGGCCUAUGCAGAGCUGGAGCGGGAUUGGGAACCAGUUCACAUGUACGGGCAACAAAUCCUGCUGACUUCCUUCCAGCCUGGCUACAAGCUGGCUGGGAACAGCAAAAGCAGCUCUGUGGGCAACAUGAGAGAGGUGACCCCCCGACAACAGCUGACUUACACGGACGUGCCCUACAGGGGCCCCAUCCACCAGCAAUUGGAUGUCGCUUCUCCUCAAGUCUUUUUCUACGUGGACAGGCCCCCUCAGUUUUCAAGGCCCACAACGAUGGUCGGCCCUGCUGGGGAAGCAGGCAGUGGAGUGAACAUGCUUGGGAUGGCACCCACAAAGCCUUCAAGGAGAAGCCCUGGUACGCCAAGAAUGAGGGCAACUGAGCCAGAGGCCUUGCCUAGAACUAACUACCUUUGUAGCUCUAGUAUGGAGCAAGAGGACGAUGGAAGCGUCUUUGACUAUGGCACUCAGGAUCGGACUCCCAAGAGAUAUUGGAGCCAGUCUGACAUGAAAACCAUCAGAUUCCCAUAUGGCACAGAAUUCCAACCUCUGGGACCAUCUCCUGUCCUGAGCAGCAGGAAGGCUGAUAUUUUGCAGUACGUGCUGGACCAGCAAAGGUUCCCAGAACCUCCCAGAGUCCAGCGAACCACAGAAUGCUGUGUGGGAAGCGGGACAGAGUCCAGUGACUCCGAUUCAGACCUGCUGCCAGACUACUAUUCUCUCUAUGGGAGGGUGGUCAAAGCACCCAGUGCAAGGGUCCGCCUGUCUUCGCUUGAGGGGGAGCAUGAGAACAGGACUUUACAAGAAGCAUCUAAUUAUUUCACUUAAACAACAGGACUGGCCUAAGCCAAGUAGAUCUUUAAAGGAGGUCCCUCUUUCGUACUUGGGGAUAUUGCUAGUUUUGACAGCAUGAUUAAUUAAAACUCUGGCAUUUAAUAACAGAGAAAUCAGCCAAAGAACUUUGCUCUUCAAAAGGAAUGGAGGACUGUAUUCAACUAAAUCUACUCAGAGUAGACCCACUGCAAUUAAUGAACCUGUUAGUUGUGUCCAUUAGCUUCAGGGGGUCUACUUUGAGGACUAGUGUUGCAUACCCCACUGACUUUUUUAAAAGGGGGUAAAGAGGGAAAGCUUACAUGCUGUCUCCUGGACACAUUCCAUGCUAUGGGGCAGAGGGAGCAGGCUAUAACCCCAGUGUGGCAAACU
This is a messenger RNA of Rhineura floridana, 2494 nucleotides long. It is a transcript of the gene FRMD7, whose product is annotated as FERM domain containing 7. The coding region runs from base 287 to 2119 and encodes 610 amino acids. Lineage: Eukaryota; Metazoa; Chordata; Lepidosauria; Squamata; Rhineuridae. The transcript is spliced from 10 exons. The record is from RefSeq and is a predicted model, not a curated record. Gene Ontology annotation, molecular function: cytoskeletal protein binding; guanyl-nucleotide exchange factor activity. Gene Ontology annotation, cellular component: cytoskeleton.